UUGGGGGGGGUCUGUCGUGUUACAAGGAAAAUAAAAAUGACGACUUCGUCUAUUCGGCGGCAAAUGAAAAACAUUGUGAACAAUUAUUCAGAGGCAGAAAUAAAAGUUCGGGAAGCAACCUCCAAUGACCCCUGGGGUCCCUCCAGUUCCUUAAUGACUGAGAUAGCAGAUCUGACUUACAAUGUCGUGGCCUUUUCUGAAAUUAUGAGCAUGAUCUGGAAACGGCUGAAUGACCACGGCAAAAACUGGCGGCACGUGUACAAGGCCCUCACUCUGUUAGAUUACCUGAUUAAAACGGGCUCUGAGAGGGUGGCGCAGCAAUGUAAAGAGAACAUUUUUGCUAUUCAGACCCUGAAAGACUUUCAGUAUAUUGACCGAGACGGCAAGGACCAGGGCAUCAAUGUAAGGGAGAAGUCCAAGCAGCUGGUGUCUCUUCUGAAGGAUGAUGAGCGCCUCAAGACAGAGAGGGCCCAAGCCCUGAAGACCAAAGAGCGUAUGGCUCAGGUGGCCACUGGCGUUGGUAGCAACCAGAUCACAUUUGGCCGAGGGUCUAGUCAGCCUAACCUAUCUACUAGCUACUCGGAGCAAGAGUACGGCAAAUCUGGCGGCUCGCCCGCAUCUUACCAUGGCUCUACGUCCCCUCGAGUGUCGUCAGAACUAGAGCAGGCGCGGCCUCAGACGAGCGGAGAGGAAGAGCUCCAACUGCAGCUGGCGUUAGCAAUGAGCAGAGAAGUUGCAGAGCAGGAGGAGCGCCUCAGACGUGGAGAUGAUCUGAGAUUACAGAUGGCUCUGGAGGAGAGUCGCAGAGACACAGUUAAAAUUCCCAAAAAGAAGGAGCAUACGACUUUGUUGGAUCUCAUGGAUGCUCUGCCCUCGUCAGCACCGGCCCCCCAAAAAACAGAGCCCUGGGGACCCACCGCUGUGGCAAACCAAACUGACCCCUGGGGAGGAACUGCAGUGACAGCUACCACCUCUGAUCCAUGGCAAUCGUUUGGUGCCAAGCCAGCGGCUUCUGCUGACCCCUGGGGAGCACCAGCUGGAUCCACCGCUCAGCCUCUCCCCAAAAAUGUAGAUCCUUGGGCUCCUUCUCAGUCAUCGUCUGUGGCAGCAAAAGCUACAGCAGAUCCUUGGGGACCAGCACCUGCAAACAAACCUAUUUCUACUUCUGGAAGUUCGUCUUUUGACCUCUUCAGCAAUUUGAAUGGUACAGCUAAAGAUGACUUUUCUGAAUUUGACACCCUUCGGACUUCCAAGAAGCCAGCUGAGUCUGGUUCCAAUUUGCCAUCCCAACACAGUGGUACAGCAAGUCCUGAUCUCUUUGAUUCUCAACCCACAAACGUGACAUUGAGCAAACAAAAUGCAGCUCGGAAAACCCCCGAGUCCUUCUUGGGCCCCAAUGCAGCUUUGGUGAAUCUUGAUUCAUUGGUGUCUAAGCCACCACAGCCUGUUGCUUCAUUAAAUCCAUUCUUAGCUCCAGGAGCAGCUGCUGUGCCACCUCCAGUCAACCCCUUCCAAGUGAAUCAGCCUCAGCCCCUCACUCUAAAUCAAAUGAGAGCAAGCCCCGUGAUGGGAACCAGCCCUUCUUUUAGUGCCGUGCCAGCAAUAAGCAUGGAGCCAAUACCUCUGUCUUCCAUGGCACCCGUGGCUGUGGGAAUAGCACCUCUCCCGGCGAUGGGCACCGUGGCAUCACUAACGAGAAUGGGCCAGGGGAUGAACAUGAGCAUUGCAGGAUCAAUGACCCAACCUCUUCACAGUACAGGAAUCCCUCCAUCGGCGUCCCAGCCCACAAAUACAACUAACCCUUUCCUCCUAUAAAGACCCAAUCAAAGAAACUCUUUUCAAAAUGUUUCCAGGUGAAGUCUUUGGAGCAAAAUGAACAAAGCCUGUGUGGACUGAACGGUGUAUGAGAGACUUGGAAGUAGAUUUGCAGUUUACAGUUGUGAUCUUUGAAGAGUUGUCUCUACUUACCAGUUAAUCUAAUGCUAGUCCUUGCUACAGAUGGUACUUUACUUUGGCUUGUUGAGCAUUACAUGAAAUGUUCAGACUUUUCACCAAAGUUAGGUUACGCCCAUUUUGUUGCUUUGUUAAUCAUUUCAAUACACUUUCUAGGGAGAACCUGCCAUUUUAAACUCCGUUUGCUAUUUUGUAGAUGUCAGAUGAUGUGCCGGAUCCUAAAAAUACUAUGACACGCACCUGCCAUUUCCUCUGCCCGUACGAUAGACACGAGACUUGAGUGCUAGUGAAUGUCUUUGCACAUAACGAUACACAGUUCUAGACUGUUGGUUCACCCAUAGUCCUUAUUCCUAGGAGAGAUUUGGAGGGCCCAGGAGGCUGGUUUUUUCCCCCCCCACAUUAAACAUUGCAACACAAAACCGCACUGCUUUCUUCGCAAAGGGUUGACCGAGAAAGCCGGCUUGUCUCCGAAGGAAAAGAUCCGAAGCAAAUUCCCGAGUUGUCACGUACACAGUGUGCUGUUGUAUGCGGUGUUGAAUUUGUACACUACUAUCUAAGGACUCUUAAGGAAUUUUCUGUGAGUGGCAUGCUGCACUCGUGCUGAAUGAGUGGUCUGCUCUGUGCUUGUCCAGUAGUGACUUCAUUUGGAAGUUGUUGUGUGUAUUUUGUUUUUAUUUGACUUACAAUGUGAGUUUAAAAGAAAUACAGUGGGACAACUUUGAAUUCAGUUUCACCGGGGCAAGCUUUAAAACUAAUUCAGGCUUAACCUUGCUAUAUGCAGUUACUCUGGUAUACUUUUGCACAUAUUUUUGUUUUUUAGUACAGUUUCAUAUUUUGAGUUUGCAGAAUGACCUAAUUAGUCUUUUUUUGGCUAAUUUUUAUAAUGUGGUUCUUAUUUAACUGUCUAGUUUUGAUAGACUUAUCACGUCUGGCUGAAAAAUUAAGAUAUUGGCAGAUGUCACUGUUAUGGUUUUAAUGCCCUCUUAUUUAUGGUUUUAGCUUUUUUUU
This is a messenger RNA of Alligator sinensis (Chinese alligator), 2961 nucleotides long. It is a transcript of the gene EPN2, whose product is annotated as epsin 2. The record is from RefSeq and is a predicted model, not a curated record. The transcript has 8 exons. NCBI's taxonomy places the organism in Eukaryota, Metazoa, Chordata, Crocodylia, Alligatoridae. Gene Ontology annotation, biological process: endocytosis. Gene Ontology annotation, cellular component: clathrin vesicle coat; endosome; plasma membrane. Gene Ontology annotation, molecular function: clathrin binding; phospholipid binding. Bases 37 to 1815 code for a protein of 592 amino acids.